Messenger RNA from Pocillopora damicornis (cauliflower coral), 8477 nucleotides. RefSeq names its product golgin subfamily A member 2. Gene Ontology annotation, cellular component: Golgi cisterna membrane; Golgi cis cisterna; Golgi apparatus. NCBI's taxonomy places the organism in Eukaryota, Metazoa, Cnidaria, Anthozoa, Scleractinia, Pocilloporidae. The record is from RefSeq and is a predicted model, not a curated record. Gene Ontology annotation, biological process: Golgi organization.
AUGGCUGAUAGUGGUCGGGAAGAAAAGCUGGCCGCGGCCAGGAAAAAGCUCAAGAAAUUUCAACAAAAACGGACUCCUUCCUCGAGUCCGCUGGUAAAGGAUGUGAAACAUAGUGUAGAUUGCUCGUCGAAUUAUUCACCGAGUUCAUCAGAAUCCGGAGGGAACUUGUCAACAGCAAACGAAAAUGUAAAUCAUCUCAACCCACCAUUAUUACCUGUAAAUGGUACAGAAGUAAGGAGAAAAGACAUUAUUACUGAUCAGGAUUUGCCUGCUCUCUUUAAGGAAUUGGUUGGUGGAGCUGUUGAUCAUCCUCUUCCAUCUGGUUCAAAUGACAGAGAAUAUUCAACCACUGAAAAAAUAAAACAACUCUGUUCACAAAUAAAUGGGCUUACAGUCAGCCAGGAUCACUAUAUCAAUGGUGAAGAUCCACUUUUUCAUGAAAUCAAGUCUCUUGAGAGUAGAAACCAUGAGCUUGAAGAUAGAGUACAGUCUUAUAAGAGAUCCAAUGAACAACUAAACAGUCAAGUUAACGAACAGAGAAGACAAAUAAUACAGUUUCAGGAACAGAUAAAACGAGAAAGAACAGAGUUGGCAAACAAACAGCUUUUGGAACAGAGGUCACUGAAAGAACAGCUUGAGGUUCAUAUUCAGACGAUAGGUAUUCUAGUGGGAGAGAAACAAGAGCUUCAGAGCUCUGUGUCACAACUGCAGAGGAAAUAUGAAAUCAAACAAAGUGAAAACACAGAACUAACAAGCAGGUUACAAACUGUUCGACAAAAAGCAGCUGAGCUUGAGAAAAAUCUAGCAAAUAUCACUGCAACCUGUGAAAAGUAUGAAGAUGAUGUGAAGCAACUUCGGCAAGAAAGAGAUAAAUAUCAGACAGCUAAUUACACGCAAAAUCAAGAAAAGGAAGAACUUUUACAACAAAAUGCUGAGCUUAGAGUGAAGUUAGAAUCCAAGGUUUCUGAGUGUGAAGAUUUGAGCAAGACUGAAUCAGAAUUAUCAUUUAAGUUGAAACAGGCUCAACUUGUGGUUCAGCAGCUUUCAGGAGAGCCAAACUCUUCAGCAAGCCACCAGUUAAUUGAGCAAUUACAAAGCGAGAAAACCGAACUUGUGAGUAGAUUAGAACAGGUUAAUAGUACUGUACAAAGAAUUGCAACAGAUAAAGGAGAACUCCUACAACAGCACGCAGAAGAAGUAGACCAGUAUGAGAGAAAGUUAAGAGCCUUGACAGAUGAGGUGGAGUCACAUGACAGGGAAAAGAGGUUUUUGAUUGCGAAGGAGAGUGAACUUCAAGAUGCAGUGCAGAGUUUACAGAAGGAAUUGGCUGAUCUGCGAGACAAGGAAGCAAGUCAGCAAGUAGAAUCAACACAGCUUGCUGCAGCAGAGAUUGAGAGAUUAGCGGAGGAUAAACAGAGGCUGGCUGAACACUUACAGCAAGAGGGUAAAGAAAAUUUAAGACUCGUAAGGGAGCAGGAGAAAUAUCUACUGAGAAUACAGGAGCUAGAGACAGCCGUAGCCCGCCUGGGUGAGGAGUCUAUUGAUAAAGCUACUCUCCUGGACAGUGUUCAGAGUGACAAGGAGACUAUCAGCAGGGCUUUGAAACAGAAUAAAGAUUUAAAGACCAAGACGGAAGAAUUGGAAGAGAGAUUUAUAAAAAUGAGUCAAGAAAACAUGGAGCUCACAACACGUUUGGAAACUGAGCAACAUAUGGCUAAGGAACUCGCAACAAAACUGAGCGAUAUGGGAGUUGAACUGGAAGAGUCCAAACAAAUGCUCCUUGUGAGGAAUUCUGAGGUUCAAUCACUUACAGAAGAACUGCAAACUGCUAACAACAACCUUAGAGAAGAGGUAAUCAAAGGAGAGAGUGUGAUAUCUUCACUCCGAGAUGAACUUGAUGUAUCGUCACAAACGUUCCUUGAUCAGAUCAAGCAGAAGGACUUUGAAAUUUCCGCUAUUCGUGGAGAAAUCGAUAGAUCAUCAGAGCCACUCAGAGAACAGCUGGCCAAGAAAGAGUUUGAAUUGGCCACUCUUAAGGAGGAGCUAAGCCAAUCAGAGGCGAGGCUGACUGAACAGUUCGUCUUGAAUGAGGACAGUCAGACGUUCAGGAAUGAGGCUGAACUUACUAACAGUUUACGACAAGAACUGCAGUUAGCCCAGGAAUCGAUCAGGAUAUUAGCAACCGAAAAUUCUCAGCUGAAAGCAAUGUUAUCCAGUAUAGAGAACCACAGUAGCAUGGAACCGUCACCAGGCGAGAGUUCAGAUGACUCAGAUGACCCAGCUGUGACUCACGCAGGUCACGUGUACAACGGAGAUGCCGCCUUUAACAUCAAGAAGCUUCCCCCUGAGGAGACCUCGAUACAAGCCACGAAGAAUACUUUGGAGGAGUCAUCUCCAUACAUGAACGGAGACGUGAGCGAAGGAGAGAGCCCUCUGGACACGGACUCCAGUGAGGAUAUGAAUAUGGCACCUCACAACAGCUCCCCGCCCCCUCCCCCACCAUCCAAAUACACCAGCAGAGAAGACAUGGUUGAUUCAUUGUCUGCGUCCAUCCGACAACUUGAGAUGGAGCGAGACCAGCUGGCUGAUAUUUUACAUCGAACGCAAGAUCAGCAGGAAGACGACAUCAUGAGAUUACAAAAACACUUGGAACUACAGCUCAAACAGCAGCUCCAACAACAAUAUAGACAGGUGCAAGAGCAGUUUCAGCAACAACUUCAUGAGCAGCAGCAGAAGAUUCAACUGCUGCAGGCUGUAGUUGAAAAACAGAAGGAUCAGAUCGAGAGGAAGGAAGAGCCAGAGCUACCCAACGUUCCACUCGAUCAGCUCAGUGAUAAAGAUAUGUCACACGAAGCAAUUAAGAUGGCUUUCAGCAAAUUGCAGGCGCGGUUCAUGAAAUUAAUGAAUGAAAAAGCGUCCCUCAUAGAGAGAAUUCAGGAACUUGAACAUGUCACCAUACAACUGUCCCACGAAACAGAGACUAUCGGGGAGUACAUCACUCUUUAUCAAACCCAGAGGAAUGCUCUGAAGUCUUACUACAAAGAUCGAGAGAAAAUCAUUGCUCAGUUGUCAAGCGAAAAGGCCAACAUGCAGGAUAAGAUGAACCAACUGCAAGAAUUGGUCAAACGUAUGCUGGAGGAAAGAAAAGAACUCAGAAUUCAGCAACAUCAGUUACAAAACGUUAUAAACAGUCGGAUGGUGGCGCACGAACAUGAAGCUGUCAUUUCUGGUACUCAACAUGACGACGACGUUGUAGUACCGCGAGCGGAAUUAAGCUUAGAAAGCGAAACGAACAGUCAAAGCUGGGACGACACUGAUGUGUCGAAAAGUUCAAGCGUGGAUGAGACAGAAAACGAACUUAAUCUACUUCAAAAUGAGGUGGAGUUAGAUCAAAAUGAUGGAACUGCUCGUCAAAUUCUACAGAUUUUAGAACAGUUAGGACCUACAGAAGACGGUGCUCAUAAAGGCGGGAUGUCUCCUGACCUACAGAGUAGAGAAUUCUUACCGUGUCGAUCUUGCGGAGGACGCGUCCUUAGAUUAUACCGCAAGUUCUUUCACCUAAUUUUGACUUUUCGAGAGCUGCAACAGGGUAUUGUCAGGCUAUCGCGCUUCCGUUUUGCUAUGAAUUGUUUUCCAGAUUUAUUUAUUUCGCUUUUAUUCCUCAGUCUUAUCAGGCGACUUCAAGCCCCGAGUGGGAGCGAGAGAGCGUCAAGUAUUCCUGUACAACUAAAACUGGAAUUAUCACUUUCAUCCAAAUUGGAACUUUCCAAAAUAGAUGAUGUUAAACAGUCUGAAUCAUCCAAGGAUACACCAGUUCUACUGCAACAAUCAUCAUCAGCUUUGCCUUCUUCCUCGUUACACCUCGAAGAGCUUCUUACUCCAAAGGUGGCUCCUGCCACUCCAAGCUAUGAUACAGAGUCUACUGCAACCACAAUCAUUGGUAGUACCAUUGCAUUUAAUCCACAGGCAAAUGGUCAUGUGUCAUCAUCUGUGAUCCUUAUUCCUCCCAGUAAUUCUGGUCAGGUUCAGGCAUCAGACUCCAUGGUUGGUGUUAAGGAAAGAAGUCAGUUUGAGCCUUUCCCUACAAAAGAACCAGAAGUUUUGAUAUCAGUUCUGGACACUGCCCCUCCAACUCCAAUCAGUAACACGCCAGUUCCCACUCCACCUACUCCAGCUGCAGUUGCAAAGGAAGAUGAGGACAGCAUUACAGCUGAUUUAAACCAGGCAGAGGAAGAAAAUAAACCAAAGGAAGAUGAGAUGCCAUCAUUUGAUGAAUUCAAAAGGAGAGUUUUGCAAGAAGAAGAAGAAAAGAGCAAACAACAGACUGCCCAGAAUGCUAGUGGAACUGCACACAAACCCAAACCCAAAAAGGUAAAGGAGAGAAAACAGAGCAACUAUGCAUCUGUGGAUUGUGGUGCCAAGAUUCUGGAUCACAAUAAGGAGGCUUCUAAUGCUGACAGUGUUUUAGUGGAGAACAAAGACUUGUAUAUGUUAAAUCCAUGCAGUGCUAAAGUGUGGUUUGUUGUUGAGCUUUGCGAUGUAGCUCAUGUUAAGAGCAUUCAGAUUGCAAACUUUGAACUGUUCUCUUCAACGCCAGAAAGCUUUCGGGUUUACGUCAGCACAAGGUAUCCAACAAGAGAAUGGACAAUGCUUGGAACCUUUGAGGCUCGCGAAGAACGAUCAAUACAAACAUUUCCUUUAGAUGAACCAAUUUAUGCCAAGUACCUUAAGGUUGAGAUGUUGAGUCACUUUGGUUCAGAACACUAUUGUCCACUUAGUCUUCUGCGUGUUCAUGGCAGUAGCAUGAUGGAAGAGCUUGAAGAUCAUGAGAUUGGGGGACAAGAUGACACUGAGAACUCAGAGAGUGAACAAGAUAUUCCAGUCUUGCCUCCUGAACCCGGGUCAAAGGCUCAAGAUGAACCCAAAGAGCCAAACUUCCUUGAGCGCGCUGCUGAUACUGUUAUGAAUAUUGUCAAGAAAAUUGCUGGAAAGGAGGAUGAAAAUAGAAAUGGUAGUGAAAAAGGAGAGCAGUAUGAUCAUCCCUUAGAAUCUGUUACCAGUGGUGGGACAGCUUCCAGUGAGAUUGAAUCCAAAUAUAAACAUAAAAUUGUUACUCUUGUUGGUCAUGAAGAACUUGAAGAAAACCAAGUGGAAAACAAGACUAAUAAUGGCAGCAAUACUCUGGUAAAAGAACAUCAUGAAGACAAGAGGACUUCUCAUACACAAGAACAAAAACCCAUAUCUCUUAACAGUAGCAGUCAAAAGACCUCACUGUGCGAGGAUACGGAAAGUGAUUCUAAAUCAAAAACAACGUGUCCAGCUUUGACUCCUUGUCAGUCGUUUGCCCAAGUGAUUGGCCAAUAUUGUUUAGGAUGUUUCAUGGGACAGUUGUUGUUCUCCAAGAGUGGAUAUCAGAAGUCUACAUUCCUAGUGAAUGCUGUAAAGGAUAAAAGAACUAAUCUAAGUCCCAUUCAGAAAUCAAAAUCUGGUGAGAAAGAUGAUGAUUCCUCUGAAAGUCAACAAGAAGGAGAACAAGGAGAAUGGGACAAACUGGUGAUACAGGACAACAGCAAAGAAAAGAAAUCUGUGAGUGAAAGUAUCAUGCAGCAGAAUGCCCCAUCUGAAGAAAAAAGUCCACAAUUAUCUGUCAACAUUCCCAGCUCAUCCCCCGGCAAUUUGGAUGGAAAAAGUGGAGUUACUGUUUCUAGUCUGUUAAAUGUUGAAGAUACUGUCUCUGUCUCCUCCAAAAUUGUAAAACCUAGUUACUCAGGGAGCCCUUUGGAUGUGAAAGGUGAAAUAUCCGACAUCAAAACACCUUCAUUGGGGAAAAUUUCAGUUGUUUCCGAAGCACCUUUGAAUUCUGUGCAGUCAUCAUCUUCUUCCUCUGUGACACUUCAAAGUUUAGAGUUACCUGUCAUUAAAGAACCCAAAGGCAGUAACAGUCUAGAACCAGUAGAUGGUAAUAAUGUACAGGAACCAACCACUCAUGGAAGUUUGUCAUCAGUUAGUCUGUCAUCUACCCAUGACAGGGAGCCUACCUUGUUAGUACAGAAGAAUAGGUUUAAAGAAGUCCCAGAAUCUUCUCAGUCAGAUGUGAACCCUUUUCUUAAAGCUAAAGAGAAGAAGGAGCCUGAUACACCAGAUGAAUUAAGGGGAAAUAAAGACAAUGAAGUCAGUGCAACACCAACAGAAUGUAAAUCUCUAAAUUCUCUACACACUGUGCCAUUUUCAUCUCCAGAUAUUGAUGUCUUGGAGACAAAACUCACUGAUAAAGAAGGGCGAGAAGGAACUGCUCAGCUGCCUGAAGAAACUCAGGCUGAGAAAGACAACCUUUUACCAAAUGAGAAAGGUGAAUCAAAAGAUAAAGAAGGGCAGGUGACUGAUUUUUCAAACAAGAUUGUAGAACCUGAAGAGUCAGGAGAGAAAGGGAUUCUUCCUAACAUGGAAAGCCAGGAUAGAGUUGGUAUUGGUGAAAGCACAUUAUCAAUUACAGUGGGGGAGUCCCAAAGUGUCAGUCCAACAGCUCAGCCUGGUGCUGGGUCUAUAACUGACCCUGGUGACCAGUCUGAGUCUGUUCUUCCAUUGCCAGCUCCCCCCGUAGCUAGUGCAAGUAGCCAUGAAUUUAUUGCUGCAGCUUCAUCAGACACCAAUCUGGAUGCCACCAUGCUUAGUAAAACACAACACCAAGCAUUAGGCUCAUCAGCUGGUGUGGCAUCAGCAGUUGGUUCUGGAGUACAUAAGGAGUCGAUUUUUGUGCGACUUAGCAACAAGAUCAAGGCCUUAGAGCAGAACCUCAACAUGAGCACUCUUUACAUGGAACAGCUAAAUCAGAGGUACCGGAAAUCACUGGAUGAUCUUCAAAAAAGCUCGGACAAAAAAGUUGCCUUGUUGACAAAUGCCACAAAGAAAGCAGAAACUGUGAUUAACAACCAAAAGGAACAAAUUGCCAAACUGCAGUCUGAGCUUGGAAAUCUUACCAGUAUGAUGGUGGAAAUGAAGGCUCGCAUGGAUCCUCUAAACAAGGAAGUUAUGGAGAGGCAUGUGAUUGGUCUGUGUAUAGAGAUUGCUUUGAUCUUGUUCUUGUUUUUGGUGUUUACUAAGAGGAACAACAAUAAUAACAACAACAACAUUCCUGAGGCCCGAGGGGAGUCUGGCCACUUCGUGAAUGGCAAGGGCCCCCCUAGGUUUGCAAUCGAAGAGGAUCAUAACAAGACCAGUACAAUCCACACAACAGCCUGUCUCAGUGGAAGAGAGCAGCUCCUUCGUAGUUUUGGAAAGCCCUCAGAACCGGAGUCUGUCGGUUCUAGUAACAUUGCAGAUAGUCAUGAGAACAAACUAAACAAGGCAGAACCGUUCAAUUCUAAUGACAGUAAGAAGAGACGUAACCGCAAACGCAAAGUAUCCAGUCUCGAGCCUCCCUCAGACAGUACUUCUUGUGCUGACACGCCUAGUCCUGGUAGUUUUCUCAGUCGAACCGCUGGCUUACUCUUCUCGAGUGCUCGUGGACUCUUUGGUAGUUUUCACAAUCCAUGGAAAUUGAAGAAACCAUCGACUGUGCAUAGCGAUCCUAUCCUCUCUACAAGAUCGGGAGACAGCCUGGUUCGUGAAACGGAAAGACUGAGGCAUCCUGUGCUAUUAAGAGCUAGGAGUUUAGACUCAGUUCCAGAGGAGACACCUUCACAAAGACUUGCACCUCCGCCCACACCACCCCCUCUCUCACCAGAGUUUGGGGUCGUGUUUAAGCGCCCCCCUGAUUGUUACUACUCCAAGAAGACCGGUGUUAGGAACAUAACCCCUGGCCCGAUAAAAUGUGGAAAAUAUGGCGUCUUAGAUUCCCAGAUGGCGUAACUUGGGCCCCUCGAAGACCACACCCAUUCUUCAAUUUAUUUCGGCAGCACGUUUCACUGGCGAAGUUGAGGAAUGUGAUUGGUUUUCGAGGGAUUUCCGACAGAGAGAAAUGAAGAAAAGGAGGAAAAUGUCAUGGGGUGACCCUUCUUGAGCAGCCUUAGAAAUUUUACUCAACUUGGAAUGAAGGAAUCGAUUAUCGGGAGCUGAAGCUUAAAAGAACUUUCUCUUAUCAGCCUUAAAAGGUGGAUAGAAAUCUUAAAUUUUUGCUGAAAUGCGUAUAAGGCUUGGUAGACUAGCUACCAAUUGAGUAAAAUUGUAUUCAGUGGGCCAUUUUCAUAGACCAAAGAACUCAGUAAUAUUGAGGAGUUCGUUUAGACCAAAUAUAUCUCUAAAAUGCUGCGUGUAAAUGUUCUUUCUAGGAAAGCAGUAUUCAAAUGGUAAAGUCUUUUUUUGCAGCAAAAUGAAUUUGUAUAGGUAAACCAAAAUGUGUCAUAGGUAAUACAAAAAGGAAAUUUCGCAAUUGGUAUCAAGAAGUAAUAUAUAUUUUCAUAUUUAAGACAGAAUUGGUACAAGUUAAGAUAAUAUUAAAUUAGUAGGAAAAAUAAAAGAGGCUCAUGGUUUCAUUUGGA